UUACAAGUUGUUUGACGGACGGAAUUGUUGGUGCACUUAUAAUGCAACACUAGCUAAACAACAAAAACGACUAGAGAGUUUUAGUUGUUUUUAUUUUUCAUAUGAUUUUUCCGCCGCUUUUUUACUCAUGGAUAUUUAUCCUUUUAUAUUUGAUGAAUAAUAUCGGGAAAGUUUCUAUCUUUUAGCUGCUACAUUGCAGAAGGCUAACAAACUAGCUUUCGUUAGCCUUUACUAACCUGUAUAAUUAAGUUUCAAACGCCAUUAUUGACGGGGUUUUUUUCUAAUCAAAGCUUGAUAUCGGAUCGGCGGUGAACAGCAAUGCCUACAGUGGUUUUAAUGGACGCGUCACUGUCCAUGACACGACCAGUGUCACUGGAUGGCAUCGAAGAGUUCCAGAGGAAGAACCUGGCUGUCCACGGACUCAACAUGCUGUUUGAACACAUGGCUUCCAACUAUCGCUUGGAGUUCACCGCACUGAUGGCCUUCUCCUCCCUCUGGGAGCUGCUGGUGCCUUUCACUAGGGAUUACAAUGCGUUACAGGAGGCACUUAGUAACUUGGAAGACUAUGACAAAACAUGUCUUGAGCUGGCUCUGCAAGGAGUUAGUAGCGUUGUUCAGCAGGAGUGGGGCAAUGGCUGUCCCUGUCAGGUGGUGUUGGUUACAGACGGAUCUCUUGGGAUUGGAAAGGGUUCCCUCCGCCACUCUCUUCAAACCCUGAAACAUCGUGGUGAUGACAAAAAGUUUCCACUCCCUUACCCCUUCCCCACCAAAAUGUUCAUCCUGUGUAUAGCCAAUGCAGAGGAGUUGCAAAUGACUGACGCCAUGGAAAACCUGGAGGAGCUCCUUCGUCUCAGUGGAGGGGAUGGACAGAUCUUCACUGUAGAUGGUCCACUUUGCAUGAAGAGUGUACAAGCAAUGUUUGGGAUGCUGAUUGACCGGGCGUACUCCCCCUUCCACGCGGUUCUGCACUGCGGUAAUCUGUCUUCAGACGUUCAGGUGUUCCCCCGUCCCGAGUCAGUGGUGGUGGACGAGGAGGUGGAGCCUAUUCCGAGAGCUGUCAGCACAGAUUUGGAAAUUGUGGGCUUCAUUGAAAUUGCUGACAUCUCCAGCCCUCCUGUAAUAUCCAGACACUUGGUUCUUCCCAUUGCUGUUAACAAAGAAGUGGAUGAAGUUGGCACAGGAACCACUGAUGAACUUGAAGAGGAACCUUCAGCGAGUCAAAUGGCUGGGAAAAGCCCAAAUUUUUGUGUUCUUUUACAUGGAAGUCUAAAGGUUGAGGGGAUGGUGGCUCUGGUCCAACUAGGGCCAGAAUGGUUUGGCAUGUUAUACUCCCAAGCAGACAGCAAGAAGAAGUCAAACCUGAUGAUGUCUUUGUUUGAGCCUGGUUCUGAUCCUCUACCUUGGCUAGGCAAGAUUUCACAUCUGGGACCAGUUUCAGAGGCUGCUGAAAAUCCGUACGGAGAGGAUGACAGUAAAAGUCCGUUCCCUGUGCAGCCACAGGUCAAGCGAAGCUAUGCUCAGAAUGUCACUGUGUGGAUAAAAGCCAGCGGAUUGCAGACUGAUGUUCAGAAGAUCUUGAGGAACGCAAGGAAAUUACCUGAUAAAACUCAGACCUUCUAUAAGGAGCUAAAUCGUCUGCGGAAAGCUGCUUUGGCUUUUGGUUUUUGGGAGCUCCUGAAGGGCGUGGCCGAACUGCUGGAGAGGGAGUGCACCAUGCUGCCCGACUCGGCCCAUCCAGAUGCUGCUUUCCAGCUCUCUCAUGCCGCACACCAACUCAAACUAGCCAGUUCUGGUGACUCCCAGUAUGCAGCUUUUGAUCACAACAUUGUCCCCAUGCACACAGACUUCUCAAGCUGAGUCACAAUGUGUAAGCUGAUACUGAACCAGAGUGAACUGAAACCAUACAAACAGGGCUUGUACAAAAUGUCUGUUGGGAAACUGAAAGUGUUGCACAUAUUUUGUUUUUUACAUGUUUCUUUAUAGAAUAUAUUUCCCAAAUUGACCACUAAUUAAAUUACUCAUCUUUCUAAAAUGUUUAUUCAGUGUCAUAAGUUAUCAAAAUGACAGUUCAGGGACAUUUAGAAUAAUAAAUGGAAAGAAUAAUAAAAAUAUUUAUAGUGGAUCAUUCAAUUGAACUGAAAGGUCAAAAUGAAUUGUUUUAAAAGUCACUACUUUUUCACAGAUUUUUGAGAAAGAAAAUAAAAUAAACAAAAGCAUUUAGAAGAUACCAUUCCUUUUUCAUUUAAAAAGCAAUGAUUGUAUAUGAAGUGAAGACAGUGAGCUCAUAUUUUCAGAACGUGAUGUUGAGAAAUAAGGUAAUAGAGCAAUCAUAAACAUCAGGGAGAAAAAAACCCACAAUCAACAUGAUCUUGGUGGUUUGACAGCAGUUCAACAAUCUAGAACGUUGGUUUAUGAGAACUUAAUUACUGGUGAAUAUUACUGCAAUUUCAUUAUUGUUCAAUAUGUAGAAUGGUAAAAACUAGAGCAAGUCUUUUAAGAGAGCAAAAGGGGUGAAAGAAAAAAAUUUACUUUAAAAAAAAAAUGUUCUGAACUAAAGCAGGGUCAGCUUUGAAAAUGUGUGCAGGCAGUAGAGGCUUUGGAGGAUUACUGGUAGUGCUGAGAAUUAAUGUGUCUUCCUCUUUUUGGUUCGGAAGCGCCUUUUCCUCUGCUUGUAAAGGUGUCGAAAGUUGAUAAAAAGCCCUGUGGAGCAGAAAAAAAAAACAGUCAGAACUACAAGAAACACAUUUCAUACAGAACAGACUGCUUUUCUUCCUGUUUGUUGACUUUACCCAGAAACAUGAGAAUCAGAUAGACAUGCAAGACGUAAGAGAAGUUGAUGGACGUUCCGAUGGCUUUUGGCAGAGGAAUGCUGUAGAGCUUGGUUUGGUCAAAGAUUGGGAUGGACUGUACCACUGCAACAGCUAUAUGAGAUAAAAAUGUCAGAUACAUAUCAAUUAUGUUGAUGUAAAACAAAUAGUUUACUCACACAUGAACUAACUCACCUUCAGCUAAAACACCUAAUGGAUACAACGGUAUCCAGACACUGUAGCGCAACCAAGUGA
Messenger RNA from Gambusia affinis (western mosquitofish), 3062 nucleotides. It is a transcript of the gene ints14, whose product is annotated as integrator complex subunit 14. Gene Ontology annotation, biological process: snRNA 3'-end processing. Bases 319 to 1857 code for a protein of 512 amino acids. The transcript is spliced from 12 exons. Lineage: Eukaryota; Metazoa; Chordata; Actinopteri; Cyprinodontiformes; Poeciliidae. The record is from RefSeq and is a predicted model, not a curated record. Gene Ontology annotation, cellular component: integrator complex.